Babesia bovis T2Bo is the source of this 1922-nucleotide messenger RNA. Its product is annotated as Major Facilitator Superfamily protein. NCBI's taxonomy places the organism in Eukaryota, Apicomplexa, Aconoidasida, Piroplasmida, Babesiidae. Gene Ontology annotation, molecular function: transmembrane transporter activity. The record is from RefSeq and is a predicted model, not a curated record. Gene Ontology annotation, biological process: transmembrane transport. The coding region runs from base 153 to 1826 and encodes 557 amino acids. The transcript has a single exon.
UGAAUCACUGCUGAACCUGAAUACACAUAUGCAUUAUUCCAGAUGAUAAUAUAGUAUUUGUGAGCAUAUAUGUUGUGAGAUACUUUUUUUUCGUUGCACGUUUGUGCCUAUCUUUAUGUUACUGUGGGCUCUAGUGUUUACUUUUUCCCAAAAUGAAGCUUAAUGGUAUCGUUCGUCUUGUGAUAUACACGGGCUUGACGCUCUGCAUGAGCGCCUUUUAUGAUUCUUGGAGUUCUACUACAACCUUGCUCGUCCGUUUUGGAGUAUAUCGCGAUGUUUGUGUUGAGCCCCUGGAAGUUCCUGCAUCACCUGAUAUUCCGCUUUGUGAUGAGCAAUUGCAGAAGAUUAGUGGUUUGUUGAGUAUAUUCCGUAUAUCGGAGUUCGUCACUAGCAUCGGUGUAGGAGUGCUUAUGGACGUGUUAGGUACCAAGGCUUGUAUGUUACUUGGCAUUUCAAUGCGUAUAUUAUCUUGGUUACUUUUGGUUUACUUACCUCACUACAAUUGGAUAAUGAUUCUAGCCUGUGUCAUUUGUGGUAUAUCGGUGAACUCCAUUAUUUUCCCAGUGUUUACCAUUGCACGUUAUUUACCUCGUUAUCAGGAUAUGUCUAUGUGCGUUAUUUCUGCGUCUCUAUCUGCUGGUACAUACUAUGUACCUAUAAUUAAUGGCAUUUUGUCAUUAAUGUCUAAUGUUGAUAUGCCUGCAUUUGUAUGGGUCAAGUUACUCUUUACUCAUAUGCCUUGGUUGGUGGUAACUCUAUUCGUCUUUCCUCAUAAUCUGGCCAAGGACGUCGAGUUGAACUUGAAGGACAGCGAGUAUAAUGUAGAAACAGAUAAAAACGAUGAUGUGAAGGACAUGUCAUCUUGGAAUGUGCAGUCACUUAUUCGUUACAUUCUAAAUAUGGAGGUGUUGAUCAUCACAUUGGUUUUCAUUCUUAACUGUGUGAGCUUUACAUUUGUCCAGGAGGCUUACACUCAGGUAUAUGCUAACAACAAGACUGCGGAGCAUUUUAAUGGCAUCAUGGUUCCAUCGUCAUUUGUAUUUUCAUUACUAUUUAUGUGGGUGGUUAAUCGCUAUGGCGUUGUGAUAGUGAUGCUUGGUCUCAAUAUUAUUUCCAUGUUGUCUCAUGUUUUCAUGUUGAGUUCAUCUACUGUCUGUGGUAUAUUUACCAGCAUAUGCAUUUCAUUGGCUUUCAGUGGUUUUCUGACGUAUUACUAUAUAUUGCUUGAGCACAUCGUUGAUAUAUUGUACUCUGGUAGUAUAAAGGGCUACUUGACUACGGUUGGUGGUUUAUCGCUGGCUCUCAAUCCACUGAUUAACUUCUUGGUGGCUCGCUAUGACACUAUGAGCGCCUGUAACACGGUAUUUGUAGUUAUCCGCGCUUGUAUGAUUCUUCCAAUUCUCUGGUUAUUGAAGCGCGAGACUGAUCGCAGGAAGCACAUGCACGCUGUAAAGGCUGAAAUGCAUCCUUCUGCUUGUACAUCACGUUUGGACUCAUCUCACUCUUGCCAUGGCGGUGCUACUUGUGGGUGCCAUGCUGAGGUUGUUCAUUGCCAUCACGGGUCUCAUACUGCACCAGCCGACGCUGCUUGUAGCACGGAUGAUGCUCACCACGUCCACACCGAGCCCAAGGCCACGUGUAACGCUGAGUGUAUUACUAUAUCACAGGGAGCAAUGGCUACUGAGCCCGUAACUGAAGUUACCGUUGAUCGCAUGGAGAAGGUAGGAUCCAAUUCUGCAGAUGAUAAAGCCAUUGACAUACCCGGUGAAUCUCAGGAGUCGGAUUCCAAAUCACCAACAGAUGCUCCCAAGGAGCUAGAGGUCUAAUUUAAAUACAAAGCCUAUACAGGGUGUUCGGCUGAUAUUUUAAUUGCUAUAGCCAUGUCUACCCUAUAAUUCAGUGUUACUGCGGUUGUUCUAAAA